Paramecium octaurelia is the source of this 858-nucleotide messenger RNA. The record is from the annotation of a GenBank genome assembly. Lineage: Eukaryota; Ciliophora; Oligohymenophorea; Peniculida; Parameciidae.
AUGAACAAAGUAACUAAUUCUUAUUUGGAUUUUACAAAGUAAUAUAGAAAUUUAGGUUACAAACCAGUACAAGAAGCUUAUGAUAAAAUAGACAAUCCUGCCACUAAAUUCGAUAAUUUCUUGAAAACAUCAAUUUUUUCUAAAAGACUUGAAAAAUCAUCAUUAAAUUAAACAGAAUUAUAUCCAAAAAUAAGGGGCCCUACUAAACCUGAUUAUAUUUUUAUUGAACAUUAUCCAAGAUUUAAAGAAGAUAUUAAUUGCAACUAAAAGAUAUUUGGAUAAAAGUAAACUCAGUUUCAUAGUGAUAUAUUCGAAAAUAUCAGAAAUGAUUUUAAACAGAAAAACUAUUCCUUUUAAUACACUUCUGAUAAGUUAGAUUAUUCUAAAGAUUUAGGAUUACCAAUAGAACCAAAACAAAGAUUAAAGGAAUUAUAAUCUAUUAAAAAGGAAUAAGAGUUAUUUAAGUCACUGAGGUAGGAUGUAAAUUUUCUAAAUAGAAAAAAAAGAAUUUUAGAUAAUCUUCAUAAGUACGAAACCUCAUCUUAAACUAGACAAAGAAAUUUAAGUUUACUUUAUUAACUAUUUUUAGGUUAUGAUUAAUAUCGUAAUUAGAAUGAAUGCCUUGAGUUUAAUAAUACAAAUGGAUUUAUUGGAGAUCAAAUGAAUUUAUCCUUUCAUCUAUCUAAAGAUUGGAAUAGUAAAAAAAGGUGUGAGACUUAAAGAUUAGAUACUUUUGAAAGAGUCAUAAGUCAAAAGCCAGCCAAUCUUAAUGUUAAUACAGAGAGAAUGAAAUAUUUAAAAUUCAGAGAAAACUGUGGGAGGGAUUACAAAAUUGUAAAUUUAACAAGGGAUGAAUGA